UAAAUUUAGCAUGCCUUCUCUUUCCAUCCCAAACACACACGCUAAUUAGAAACAUAUAAGAAGAGAAGAAGACGAGCUCAUGACUCUUUCCCACAAAUCAAAAAAUGGCUUCUCACACCAAUUUCUCACGCGCCACCCCCACAUUUGCCCUCGUCUCUCUUCUUCUCUGCACCGUAUUCUGCUACUCCGUCGCGGAAGGAAAUUGUAGCACAACAUGCAAUGUAGAGCUGUGUGGCACGAUGGGAAUCAAAUACGGAAAGUAUUGCGGGAUAGAUUAUUGGGGUUGUGCCGGUGAGAAACCGUGUGACGAUGCCGAUGCCUGUUGCAUGGGUCAUGACGAAUGUGUUGGCAAAUUCGGAAUGAGUCAUGUGAAAUGUCAUAUAAGGUUAAGGAACUGCUUAACUAGGGUACAAAAAUCUGGGAAAGUUGGAUUUUCGAAAGAUUGUCCGAUCACUUCCGCUGUGUCUACCAUGAUAAGAGGCAUGGACAUGGCCAUCUUGCUCAGCCAAUUGGGCGAAGCUGUUCCUGGUAUAUAGAAACAUUAUAAAUUAUACUUGAUCCAUUGUAGAUAGGUCCUAUCCCAUUUAUAAACUUAUCUAGAUUUGGGAAGGUUGAUCUCAAUGAUUUCAUGUAGUGAUUUUGUUUGUUAUGUAACAGAAGAAACCAGUAGUGUUAUUGCCCAUGUUCUCUCAUAUUAUAGGAGCAUGUAUAUCAAAAAUUUGCUUCUCAUAGAAUAAUUCAAUAAUUACACCUUUUGUUGUGGUUCAUAAAUA
Messenger RNA from Lathyrus oleraceus (garden pea), 773 nucleotides. Its product is annotated as probable phospholipase A2 homolog 1. The transcript has 4 exons. The record is from RefSeq and is a predicted model, not a curated record. Gene Ontology annotation, biological process: arachidonate secretion; phospholipid metabolic process. Gene Ontology annotation, molecular function: A2-type glycerophospholipase activity. Lineage: Eukaryota; Viridiplantae; Streptophyta; Magnoliopsida; Fabales; Fabaceae. Bases 105 to 536 code for a protein of 143 amino acids.